This is a messenger RNA of Melampsora larici-populina 98AG31, 838 nucleotides long. RefSeq lists its product as uncharacterized. The transcript is spliced from 2 exons. The record is from RefSeq and is a predicted model, not a curated record. NCBI's taxonomy places the organism in Eukaryota, Fungi, Basidiomycota, Pucciniomycetes, Pucciniales, Melampsoraceae. Bases 470 to 709 code for a protein of 79 amino acids.
GGGGAUAUUAGUAGCAAUUAGCAUAGACAGAUCAGUCGAUGUAUCGCUGGAUUGAUGAGAAUCGGCUAACCCCACUGUGAGUGAGAAUCUGAAUCGGAUGAGAUGGGCGUUGGAGACGGUUGGACGAGAGAGACGGAUGGUCGGUUGCGAAGUAAGGAAUAAACGAAAAGCCAGAAUCAGAGAUGUUUUAUUUAACUCGGCUUUGAGGGAAAUUGCGGUUUUGAUAUGAACUUCGAUGUGGUUUCGAAUCAAUGGGGAAUGGCUGGAUAUUGACUUGACGGAUGUUAACUCGAGUGUCUAGCUGGACACAGAUCCUUCCAAAUCCCGCUGGACUGUAGCUGUAGAUAGUUUAUGAACCAAUUGGCUGUAUAUCUUGCUCAAGAUCGAUUCCGAAUCGUAUACAGCGUGAUAACCCACUUUCGACGAAAUAAGGGUUGGACGACAAAUCGGUUGCGAUUUAGUUAGUUUUAUGACGAGUAUAGCGUUGAUUUGUAAAGUUGUAGAUUCUCGGAAGAAAGCAGAAGGGGCUGAGUUGGGCAAUGCCUUGAAGCGGGCGGACCGAGAAGAAAAGUGGUGUCGAUCGACGGCAAGCUAUGUAUCAGGAAAGACAAGAAAAACAAACACGAUCGCUCUCAGCUCAGCUAAAGGAGCAAUCAAUCUUGUGAAUAAUGAAGCUGAGGUAGCUGUAGGUUGGGGUAAGAACGUAUGAGUGAAAAAGUAUGAGAAUCGAUUUUCAGACAGUUGGACAGGACGCAGACAAGGAGAGAAUAAGAAUCAAUGACGAGAGAGAGAGAGAGGAUGAAGGAUCCUAGGGAAAGAAAGAGAGGAAUGGCAUCAC